AUGGGAUCAAUCGCCGAUCCCGGCGAGUUGACUCAGCCGAGCUUCGACGAGUUCCAGAGACAAACCUCUCUCAUGACCAGCUGUACUCUUCUCUGGAAGGAACUCUCCGACCACUUCACUUCUCUAGAACAAGACCUCCAGAAGAAGUUCAAAGCCGUCAAAGCCAAGCUUGAAACCCUAGACACUGAAACCAAACACUCCCUCCUAGUCCUUGAGAAUCGCGAGACCACCAUCAACAAUUCCAUCGAAAUCGCCCUCGGAAAAGUCAAAGGAAACAAAGAAAUCGCCAUCAAUUCGCAGAACGACACCGUUCCGGAACCCGAGGUUGACGAUUCCGAUGGCUUGCUAAUGAAAUUGAAGUCGUUCUGUGUGAAAAUGGAUUCUCUAGGGUUUUGGAAAUUUGUGGUUGUUCGGAAGAAGGAAUUGGAUAUAAUGAGAACGAAAAUGCCUGUGGCGCUUGGGGAUUGUGUGGAUCCGGCGAGGUUUGUGUUGGAGGCUAUCUCGGAGGUGUUUCCGGUGGAUAAGAGGGAGGUGAAGAUCAAGAGAGUGAAUGAUUUGGGGUGGGCUUGUGUGUUGUUGUUGGAGUCGUUGAUUCCGGUGAUGGUGGAUCCGAUACUGGGGAGUGAGAGGAUGUUGGUGACGCCGAGCGUGAAGGAAAGGGCUAAGGAGAUUGCUGAGACAUGGAAGAAGAGCUUGGAGGAAAUGGGAGGGAUUGAGAAUGUGAAGACGCCGGAUGUUCAUACGUUUCUGCAACACUUGGUCACCUUUGGGAUUGUUAAGAAAGAGGAUGUGGAGUUGUACAGGAAGCUUGUUGUUGGAUCAGCUUGGAGGAAACAAAUGCCCAAGCUUGCGGUUUCUCUGGGUUUGGGUGAUAAAAUGCCUGAUAUGAUUGAAGAAUUAAUAAGCAGGGGACAGCAGGUUGAUGCUGUGCAUUUUACUUAUGAAGUUGGCCUUGUGAAGAAGUUCCCCUCCGUCCCCCUGCUGAAAGCUUUUCUGAAGGAUGCGAAAAAGGCCGCAACUUCUAUUUUGGAGGAUCCCAACAAUUCUGGCCGUGCUGCGCACCUAGCCGCAAAGAAAGAGCAGUCAGCACUUCGGGCUGUUAUCAAGUGCAUUGAAGAGUACAAACUUGAGGCUGAGUUCCCCCCAGAAAACCUGAAGAAGCGCUGUGAACAAUUAGAGAAGGUCAAGAAUGAGAAGAAAAGACCUGCUGCAGUCCCUGCCAGUAAACGAACACGAGCCAACAAUGGUGGCCCCAUGCCUCCCGCCAAGGCUGGUCGCUCGACAAAUGCUUAUGUCUCAUCUUUCCCUGCAGCACCUACAUUCGUCAGGUCGCCCUCGCACACUCAAUACCCUACUGGGAUUCCACCAUAUGCAACACCACCUGCAAUGUAUGGCCAUGGCAGCAGGAGCCCACCAUCUAAUCCCUAUGUUUAUUCUCCAGAAGCAGCCCCUCCUGUCACUGCUGGAUCAUUUCUGGGAGCUCCAAUGAACUAUCCUGCAUAUGGAGGGUAUGGCAAUUACAUGGCACCAGCUUAUCAGCAAGCUUACUACAGAUAGAUGACUGGUCCUUGACAAUGGUAACAACUGAUAUGAUGACCCCAAUCUGAAAUAUUUUCUAAAUGUUUUGUAAUCACUAACCUUUUAAUGGUAGCAAUAUGUGUGUGUGUUAAUCCUUAAUUCUGAUCCUUGCCCUGCUUCUUGCUUCGUCAAGAACAGGUUGUAUUUCUGAUGUUGAUUAAACUUGUAGUACUAGGUGAUUGUGAAAUGUAGUUAAGGAAGUUACUGAACAAACAACUCUGUAGAAAUGGUAAUGCCAUGUUGUAGGAAAGCUGUUUUACUGCUGAUUUGUUGUUUUCCAUCUAUUUUGGAUCACAAAAUUGGGUUCUAGUCGAGAUUGAGGAUGCCAUCUCUGUUACCAG
Molecule: messenger RNA, 1919 nt
Organism: Ilex paraguariensis (yerba mate)
Lineage: Eukaryota; Viridiplantae; Streptophyta; Magnoliopsida; Aquifoliales; Aquifoliaceae
Source: the annotation of a GenBank genome assembly